UCAACUCACUUCCCAGCUGACAGCUCUGCUGAUUAUUGACAAUUAACCAAAUAGAUCCCACACUUUCCUCAAUUAACCCUGUGUAAUUCCAUUCCUAGAUUACCUUUCAUCGUGUUCCUCGCACCCACUGUUACCUGUUUUCCGUAAUCAAUUGGCCCUAGAUUUUCUCCGCCAAGAUUCCAUCCAUUGUGUCGAAAAAUUUACUUCUUUUUCGCUUCAAUUUUCUAUUUGAACUUGAUUUUCAUGAUCACCCAUGGAAAACAAGCUGAUUCCAGUUGGAAAUAGAGAUACAAAUAAAAGCUGUCAUUAAGCUAACAAUUGAAUCUUAAAUCCAAAGAAAUCUUUUCUAUUAAUUUCCACCAAACCCUUCUAGUUCAAUCAACCACCCCAUUUCUUCGAAGCCACUCUCCCCCAAUUAGCUUACAUUUUUUCUCUCUCUCAAGAAGUUGUGUUGACGGAGGGAGGGAAAAAUGAAGCAGCUGACGGCGUUGCAGCAGCAGGCCCGCCGGAGCAACAGUUUUCGAAGUGCAUCUUUGCCGUUGGACACCUCUGUGGAUGGUGCAAUAAAGUCUCCGGCCACAAUUUUUUGGCUAGUUCUUCAUGGUCUUUGCUGUCUCAUUAGUCUAGUCCUCGGGUUCCGAUUCUCCCGUCUGGUAUUCUUUCUCUUUUUCUCUACUUCCUCCCCUUCCGCCACUACUAAUCUCUACUCGGCCCUCCAUACAAGAUUGCCAUCAUCCAUCACUACUUCGCCACCAGCGGUGAAUGGUACAGCGGUUGCGGUUGACGGUGGGAGUCGAGUAGUGGUGGGCAGGCACGGGAUACUGAUACGUCCGUGGCCCCAUCCAGAUCCGGCGGAGGUGAUGAAGGCACACCACAUAAUCGAGAGGGUUCAGCGAGAGCAAAGGAUUCAAUACGGGGUUAAGAGCCCUAGGACUGUAAUUGCAAUAACGCCGACUUAUGUAAGGACCUUCCAGACGAUUCAUCUCACCGGUGUGAUGCACUCCUUGAUGAAUGUGCCAUAUGAUGUUGUCUGGAUCGUGGUGGAAGCUGGUGGAACCACUAACGAAACAGCUGCGCUAAUUUCCAAAUCUGGCCUCAAGACUGUCCACAUUGGGUUUAAUGCGAGAAUGCCAAUUUUAUGGGAGGACAGGCAUAAAAUGGAGUCUCAAAUGCGAUUUCACGCUCUACGAUAUGUUAGAGAGAAGGAAUUAGAUGGGAUAGUGGUGUUUGCAGAUGAAAGUAAUAUGCAUAGUAUGGAGUUAUUUGAUGAGAUCCAGAAUGUAGAAUGGAUUGGAGCGGUUCCAGUUGGGAUUCUUCCACACUCUGGUGGUUCUGAAGGAGUAGAAUUGUCAGCGGUGUCAAGAGAGGAUACUGACAAAAAUGAGAAUUCAGAAAUGCCAGUUCAGGGUCCAGCUUGUAAUUCUUCAAACCAGUUGGUGGGAUGGCAUACCUUUAAUAUGCUGCCAUUCAUGAAGAGGAGAGCAAGGUAUGUCGGUGACAGGGCUGUCGUUCUACCAAGGAAGCUGGAGUGGGCUGGGUUCAUUUUGAAUUCGAGGUUAGUGUGGAAGGAUGUUGAAGAUAAGCCCGCAUGGGUUAAGGAUUUGGAUAUGGUUGGUAGGGAAGGGGAGGACAUUGAGAGUCCAAUGUCUUUGUUGGAGAACCCUUCUGUGGUGGAGCCUCUCGGAAGCUGUGGAAGAAAAAUCAUGCUAUGGUGGCUCAGAGUUGAAGCACGUGCAGACAGCAAAUUCCCUGCCAGGUGGAUAAUUGACCCCCCAUUGGAUGUAACCGUCCCAGCAAAACACACGCCAUGGCCAGACGCCCCUCCUGAACUCCCUACUCCUGUUGUAAAAGUGAUCAGCAUCCCAGAGAACACAGAGAAACGUGUGGCCAAAAGAUCAAGAAAACGCAGUUCGCGGAGCAAAAGGAAGCGUGUACCCAAAGUAUUAGAGGAACAUGUUUCCACAAGGCAUUCUGGGGAUAACUAGAACCAUCUCAUGACUAUGAGCAAGCGUUCAACCUGAGAGUACUUUGAUGCCAAGACGACUAUUUUUAGUCGUGUAAAUAGAGGCAUAUGUUCCAUAUACCUAGCUGGUCGAUAAAUAUACGUCUUAAUUUUGCUCCAUCUAAUUUUCAGAUUGUCUUUUCAGUACGCUGGUGUUGUGGUAGAGUUUCACUACGACCUAGCCCUGUUGCAGCUGCUGGUUGGCUGAAACAUGUAUUCACUGUCAUACGUAACUUUUCAAAAAUAGAAAUCGAAGUUCUAUUCUGCUGUUGGAUAUCAUAGAGAGCUUGUAAAUUGUAUCGAGUCAUUUCAGCAACAAUAGAAAUAGCACCACAGAUAUUGGAGCUCCUAAAGUCCUUGAGAGGGUCUACCUUUGAUCAAUCAAUUUGCUUAUAAUUAA
This is a messenger RNA of Olea europaea var. sylvestris, 2402 nucleotides long. Its product is annotated as probable beta-1,4-xylosyltransferase IRX14H. Gene Ontology annotation, biological process: glucuronoxylan biosynthetic process; plant-type secondary cell wall biogenesis. Gene Ontology annotation, cellular component: Golgi membrane. Bases 471 to 1985 code for a protein of 504 amino acids. The transcript has 3 exons. The record is from RefSeq and is a predicted model, not a curated record. Lineage: Eukaryota; Viridiplantae; Streptophyta; Magnoliopsida; Lamiales; Oleaceae. Gene Ontology annotation, molecular function: xylosyltransferase activity; galactosylgalactosylxylosylprotein 3-beta-glucuronosyltransferase activity.